This is a messenger RNA of Urocitellus parryii (Arctic ground squirrel), 242 nucleotides long. It is a transcript of the gene C6H14orf132, whose product is annotated as chromosome 6 C14orf132 homolog. NCBI's taxonomy places the organism in Eukaryota, Metazoa, Chordata, Mammalia, Rodentia, Sciuridae. The record is from RefSeq and is a predicted model, not a curated record.
CUUUUAUGGCCGCACAGCUGCCCAUGAUGGGAGGAGCCUUCAUGGACUCGCCCAACGAGGACUUCAGCACCGAGUACUCCCUGUUUAACUCCUCUGCCAACGUCCACACGGCCUCCAACGGCCAGGGCCAGCUGGAAGAGCCUCCUAGGUCCUCCAAYGACGCCGUCUUGCUGUGGAUCGCCAUCAUAGCGACGCUGGGGAACAUCGUGGUGGUCGGGGUGGUGUACGCCUUCACCUUCUGA